Molecule: messenger RNA, 573 nt
Organism: Talaromyces stipitatus ATCC 10500
Lineage: Eukaryota; Fungi; Ascomycota; Eurotiomycetes; Eurotiales; Trichocomaceae
Product: succinate dehydrogenase subunit CybS, putative
Exons: 5
Coding region: 1-573 (190 amino acids)
Biological process (GO): tricarboxylic acid cycle; mitochondrial electron transport, succinate to ubiquinone
Cellular component (GO): mitochondrial envelope; membrane
Molecular function (GO): ubiquinone binding; heme binding
Source: RefSeq, a predicted model, not a curated record
AUGGCCGCCUUCAUCCGCCCGUCCUCCGGUGCCAUGCUGGGACAGAUCAUGAGAGUCCCAGCUAGUCAAUCGAUGCUUUACAACUCUGCAAAGUCGGCUCCGUUGGCUAUGACCAUUAUUCGCCAGGCGCAAUUGAACAAAACGUCGCAAGUCACACUUUUCCAUAGCUCGGCUAAGAGAGAGAUUCUUACGCCUUUGCCACAGGUUAUUAAGGGAACGAUGAACGAUGCUGCACCUGUUCCUCACACUUCUCCCAGCCAUGGCAGCUACCAUUGGAGCUUUGAGCGUCUCAUUGCUGCCGGUCUUGUCCCUCUCACCAUCGCCCCGUUUGUCGGUGGCUCCCUCAACCCAGUCAUGGACUCCAUCCUCGCCGCUACCCUUGUCCUUCACUCUCAUAUCGGAUUCCAAGCUCUGAUUAUUGACUACUUGCCCGAAAAACGUGUCCCCAAGACCCUUGCAUUGUUCAAAUGGGGCCUCCGCGCUGCUACUUUGGCUGUCGCUGUGGGUUUGUACGAAUUCGAGACGAAUGAUGUUGGUAUCACUGAGGCGAUUAAGAGGAUUUGGACGGCAUAG